Gracilinanus agilis (Agile Gracile Mouse Opossum) is the source of this 1149-nucleotide messenger RNA. It is a transcript of the gene FOXL2, whose product is annotated as forkhead box L2. Gene Ontology annotation, molecular function: DNA-binding transcription factor activity, RNA polymerase II-specific; RNA polymerase II cis-regulatory region sequence-specific DNA binding. The transcript has a single exon. Bases 1 to 1149 code for a protein of 382 amino acids. Gene Ontology annotation, biological process: anatomical structure morphogenesis; cell differentiation; regulation of transcription by RNA polymerase II. NCBI's taxonomy places the organism in Eukaryota, Metazoa, Chordata, Mammalia, Didelphimorphia, Didelphidae. The record is from RefSeq and is a predicted model, not a curated record.
AUGAUGGCCAGCUACCCCGAGCCUGAAGACGACGCGGGGUCCCUACUGGCCCCAGAACCCGCCACGGGCCGCUCAGGCAAAGAUUCCGAACCCCGGGGACCCCGAGACUGCAAGGAGGAGCUGAGUCCAGAGAAGAGCGGAGGAGGCGGAGGGGUUCCGGAGAAGCCAGACCCCUCUCAAAAGCCCCCAUACUCGUAUGUGGCGCUAAUAGCUAUGGCCAUCCGUGAAAGCGCUGAGAAGCGGCUCACGCUGUCGGGCAUCUACCAGUACAUCAUCGGCAAGUUUCCUUUCUAUGAGAAGAACAAAAAGGGCUGGCAGAAUAGCAUCCGCCACAACCUGAGCCUCAACGAAUGCUUCAUCAAGGUGCCGCGCGAGGGCGGCGGCGAGAGGAAGGGCAACUACUGGACGCUGGACCCGGCCUGCGAGGACAUGUUCGAGAAGGGCAAUUACCGCCGCCGCCGGCGCAUGAAGCGGCCCUUCCGCCCACCGCCUGCUCACUUCCAGCCCGGCAAGGGUCUCUUUGGUCCCGGAGGCGCUGGGGCUGGAGGGGCGGGCGGCAGCGAUGGUUAUGGCUACCUGGCGCCUCCCAAGUACCUGCAGUCCGGCUUCCUCAACAACUCGUGGCCCCUUACCCAGCCGCCCUCUCCCAUGCCCUACGCGUCCUGCCAGAUGGCAGCGGCGGCAGCGGCUGCAGCUGCAGCAGCGGCGGCGGCGGCGGCCGGCCCUGGCAGCCCGGGAGGGGUAAAGGGGCUCCCCGGGGCCCCGGCCUCCUAUGGUCCCUACUCCCGGGUGCAAGGCAUGGCGCUGCCCGGCGUGGUGAACUCUUACAACGGCAUGGCGGGCCACCAUCCGGCGCCGCAUCCCCACCCUCACGCGCACCACCCCCACGCCCACCACCUGCACCCGGCUGCCGCUGCGGCUCAUCACCCGCCCCACCACCCGGCCGCAGCGCCCCCAGCCCAGCUUAGCCCGGCCAGUCCCACUGCCGCAGCGCCCCCGGCCCCCGCGCCCGCCCAGGCCAAUGCGACUGGUCCUCCGCCUGGCCUCCAGUUUGCUUGCGCCCGCCAGCCUGAUUUAUCCAUGAUGCACUGCUCCUAUUGGGACCACGACAGCAAACACAGCGCCCUGCACUCACGGAUAGACAUCUGA